UCCAAGAAAGGAAAUCCUGUAUUUACAUACACAGAUUUAGUCAUGUCAUCGGUUAGAUUACUCUGUUUACAGAAAAAGCCCCAACCAGUUUCACUUUGUAAAUUUGAAUAAACAUCUCACAAAAGAUGGCAGUUCUCCAGGCAUUGGCCAGCUGAGAUCACCUGAUGUGGACAGUGAACUGGCAGCUCUCUGUGGCUGGCACUGCAGGUGAUCUCUUCAUUUCCUCACUUCCUCCACACACAUCACACACUGCUCCUGAUUGACUUAGUUGUAGAGUUAAAGUUAGCAAUGAUGUCACUGGUGCUCAGCCCAGUCAGCUGCUGAUAUUGGCAACCUAUUGAUAAGGGCACAGUUGAAGGUGAAUGUAUGGUAGGCAGGCAGUGAAUGGGCCAAUACACACAGGAUGGAGAGUGGAACUUUAAGAUGUUUAUGCUGAGUUUAUGGAAAAGUCGUAGGAAGGACAAAGACUCCCCUACACCAGUCCAGGAGGAGCCAAGGCAAUAUCUAGAAGACACACUAGUAGCGGAGUCCAUUGCUGCCAAAGUAGACUUUGAAAAAUUGGUCCGAAUCCCUGUAAAUAUAGACCGAAAUGAAUGGCUGGCUACAAACACAAUAUCAUUCUUUGAACAUAUCAAUCUCAUGUAUGGUACAAUAUCUGAGUACUGUACACCGGCUGGGUGCAACUCCAUGACAGGUCCUGGUGGCACGCAAUAUUUGUGGUUUGAUGAGAAAGGGAAGAAGUGCAAAUGUGCUGCUCCACAGUAUGUGGACUUUGUGAUGACAUUUAUACAGAAAACAAUCAGUGAAGAAUCGGUCUUCCCCACAAAAUAUGGCAAUCCGUUUCCCUCAUCAUUUGAAGUACUGGUGAAGAAGAUACACAGAUACUUGUUCCAUGUCUUGGCGCAUAUAUAUCAUGCACAUUAUAAAGAAAUGGUGACGUUUGGAAUACAUGGACAUCUGAAUACAGUGUUCAAACACUUCAUGACUAUGAAUAAAGAAUUCAAACUUAUUGAUGAGAAAGAGACCGAUAUUUUAGACAGUUUGUGUCGAUCACUGGAAGUAACAGAGAAAUUAGCUGACAGAGACCAGACAGAAGACAAGGAAAAUAUCCAAGGUGCUACUGCCGCAACUGCUGUAUCUUAGUAAUCGCACAUGUGAAGUUGCCAUGUAUCUAUCUGUAUCUUCAGGAUGUGUCCUAAUGCAGCAGCCACUGCAGUUAUGUCAUUGCAGGAACACAGAGCAGCAGCUUAUGUUUUUGGUCUGACCAGGCUUGGCAAAAGCAUUGAUUUUGCUUUGAGAAGACUAAAUGUAGUAAAACUGCAUCUAUUUUGUUGUGAUCAGAAUGCUGUGUCACAAUGGCUGGAAUAGCUGCUGUAGCAUACAUACUGUGGUAAUAACUGCAUUUGUUAUCAUGGCUGCGUAAGGUGCUGCAUUGAAACCGGUCUUUUAUUGUUUUGUGUUAUCUUGUUAUAUGAUACAUAUUGAAUGAUGAUAGCUCUUGAUAGCUGUAUUGUGAGCAAAUCGCCCAAAUAAUGUUAUUGCACUUAUGUAAAUGUUUAUAGGGAACUGCCUCUGAAGUUUCUAUCUGACAUAUAAAUGUUGUAUUGUUGGUAUAUCCAGAUAACAUCCAACAUGCAGUGACAUAGUCAUGUCUUCAGUAUGCAUCUAUAUUAAAGGGUUUGUAUGUAUACAAUCCAAAAGAGAUAUCCAUAUUUAUUGUGCUUUGCCCAAAACACUUAACACUCUAGUUAGGGAAAUCUUGUUAUUAAAUGCAGCAUUUCGUUUUGUUGUUGGGAAGUAGAUCAGACUCUUUUGCUUGAUUGUUAUCUGCACUUUUAAAUUAAGAUUAUGAUUACCGUAGUAUGUUUCUGGUGAAGGUUUGCCAAAGCUCUCAUAAAUGUCUGAUUAUUUUUUUUCCGAAAUAUCACGGCCCUUAAAAUACUGCCUCCAAGCUACUUCUAUUCCUUGUUGAUCUUAAAAUGGCAUACUAAUUAAAACCCAGUUAUACUAGUUCCCAUUGGCUUUAAUUCUAGCAACUGGCUUUCUUGUAUAAGUUGUGAAACAUUGGUUCAUGCUGUUGUUUGUUCACUAAGCUACAAACCAAAGCUUUGAAAGUGCUGCUUUUAUUUGUGCAACAGAAACCAAAUGCACUAAAAUAAAUCCAAAAUGAGAGGCCAAAGAUAAGGAGUCACGAACUUGCUAGUAUUUUAUUGGCUAUGUUGUACCAAUUUAAUGGUGUAUUUGUACAAACAGUACACAGGUGAAGUCAUAGUAUCCAAGUUUUCUGCAUACAAACCCAGGUUUAGGUUGUGAUGGUUUUCAUAUAUACUAGGGUAUUAUGUACUACCCGGGAAAGGGGGGGGGUGAAUUUUGUUCAGCUAGUUGUAAUGAUAUUGGAGCUAAUAUAUUCU
Lingula anatina is the source of this 2411-nucleotide messenger RNA. RefSeq names its product MOB kinase activator 2. NCBI's taxonomy places the organism in Eukaryota, Metazoa, Brachiopoda, Lingulata, Lingulida, Lingulidae. The record is from RefSeq and is a predicted model, not a curated record.